Messenger RNA from Nomascus leucogenys (northern white-cheeked gibbon), 1757 nucleotides. RefSeq lists its product as uncharacterized. The transcript has a single exon. The coding region runs from base 482 to 943 and encodes 153 amino acids. The record is from RefSeq and is a predicted model, not a curated record. Lineage: Eukaryota; Metazoa; Chordata; Mammalia; Primates; Hylobatidae.
AUGACCCGCGCCUUCCUUUCCACGGUGUCCUUUCGUCCGAGACCGAAAAGCGCAAAUGACCUUUGGACAGGGAAGGGAGGCAGUAAACACUCAGACUUCCUUACCAGCCCCUGGUCGGCACUGUAGCAGAACAAUUGUCUGCCCCCCGGGUUCAAGCACCUAGGCCUCCGCCCAGCAUCACCUGGCCAGGGGCGGACCCGGGAGUCCGCUGAAGGCUCCACUCCCCACUUUCACUACUCUUCCUUCCUCUCCGUUCUCCCUUCAGAUCAGCAGCCGAACACUGUCCCUGCCUCGAUUUUCUUUGCUGUGGGAGGGGAAAAAAAAGUUUGCUGCUCCUCCCAAGACAUUUCCACUUUCUACUCACUGAAGUUCCCACCGCAGAGCUGGCUCCUGGCUCCCCAGCCCCCGCCCCAUGUCUGCAGGAAAGCCCUCCCCCGGAGCUUCCGAAACUGCCGGAGGUUCCACAGUUUUGUAGCUCCGAAUGGGCGACCUGAGCCGAACCGCUGUCUGGCUCGGCGGUCCGCGGGAUCCUUCAGGCUCCUUUCGGGUCCGGGACGGGGCGGCGGCAGAGGUGGGGCGUGCGUGCUUGGAGCUGCCGAGUGCGUGCGGCUCCCUCGUGGGCGCUCGAGCAUCUCCCCGCCCUCCCCUGGGACCGGCAGUCCGCCCGUGGAGGGCUGGAAGCCCGCGACCAGGCCUGCCCCGGCCGUCGCCGACCUGUCCUUGGAAGCGUGGCGGAGACUGGUGCGCUCCCAGCCUCCUCGCGCCACCCUCCACUUUCAGCUUCAGAGCGGAGGAUGCCGCCGACCUGUACCUGUACCUGUACCUGCACUCGGCCGUUAGGAAAUCCACUUGCAUUUUUAACUACCGUGCAGAACCAGAAACAGAUCGAGUACUGGGAGAACAAGGACGACGCCUUCUAGGAAAGCCUGAACCUUUAUGUUAGUUUAAUCCAAAGUUUGGGCUAGAAGUGAGGAGAAUCCCUAAACUCGAACUAGUGUGCCCAGACCCACAGCCCGUGUUGCCGAAGUUGCUAAGUGCCCGAGCGCAGCGCGUUAAGUAGAGAAGUCUUGGUAGUAAGCGAACCCGACCCGGCUCUCGGGGCGCUAGUGACGGAAAGCAGCACACGCACAUCUUUGCGGGAAGAAUCUAGAGUCGCCCUGGGAUAGAUCCAUCUCCUUCUGCCACUGAAUUUCACACUUGUAAAAGAUAAGGUCAUGCCGGCGGAUGAAUGAUAUCCCCCACUCAUUCUAGCCAUUCUUAUUAUUUUUUUUUUAAAAAAGGCUUGUCAAUUAUGAAGGUGUGUCCCGGAUAUUACAUGAAGAUCAUGCAAACUACUUGAAAUUUAAAUCCGGACAUGAUCGUGAGGAAACUCUUUCAUAAAGCACUUUUGUGGCACAGUUCCCCCACCCCCCCCACACACGAAAGUAUUAGGUCUUUAAAACUUUUAUAAGUAUGUAAGUGAGACUCCCUCUUACUAUCUACGAAUACACAAUAAAGAGAUGAGACACUGCCCCAAUCCUAAAGAGGCCAGAACUGAAGGGCUACAUUGUGAGAGUUGGGGGAUGCUUCUUUUUUUCAGCUCUUUUUUCUAGAAUCCUCAUUACAGCUAACGCUGGUAACAAAGGUAGGAAACAAUGGAACUCAUAAAACUUAGAAAUGGUAAUAAAUCUUGGCUCCUGUCUCUAGCCCAGUUCCUUCUUACAUGAGAUUCAAAGUUUUUCAGUAUGCAAUGCUGAACAUUCACACUAUGGUUGCAA